Molecule: messenger RNA, 2337 nt
Organism: Brassica napus (rape)
Lineage: Eukaryota; Viridiplantae; Streptophyta; Magnoliopsida; Brassicales; Brassicaceae
Exons: 1
Coding region: 1609-1944 (111 amino acids)
Source: RefSeq, a predicted model, not a curated record
UUUUGUUAUUCCACAAAUAGACCUUUUUAGUAUUAUUUUUUGGUAAAAAAAUGGUUUCACCUAUUUACCGGGAACCCAAACAUUGUAAAUAAUAUUUCCCAACGUGAAUUAAACUUAAGUGGCGGUAAUUACAGCCGCAACUCCUCUACCACUGGACCAAUUCAACGUUAGUCCCUUUUUAUUGUUAUGUUAUAUGAAACGAACAAACUUUUUUAGCUCACGUCUAAGAGUAUGUAGUUGGCUUAUAUAGAUUUAUCAUUAACUUUUUUUUAAGCUCACGACGAACAAACACCAAUCUAGAAAGUAGUAAUUUUUUUAAUUAAUAAAAUUAAUUAGGGUUAUAUAGAUUUAUCAUGAACUUUUUUUAACCGCAAGAACUUUAUUAAUUAAAUUGUAAAACGUGAAUACAAAUAUUAAAUCAACCAAAUAGGAGGAAUAUCAAAGAAUAUGUAUGAAAUAUUAUGAUGAAAUAUUAUGAUCACUAGUUUGUUUUGCCAGAACAUCUGCUGCUUGAUUCUUCUCGCGAUUCACAUACUCCAAUGAACACUCUGGUAGCAAAACCAUCCAAUACUGUAUAUCACAUAAGUAAUUCCCCAAAUCAAUAUGUUCAUUCACUUGAUUAAUAAUAAGUCAGAGUUCUUGAUUAUCCCCUUCAAACCAUACUCUUCUCCAACCACGAACCCAUAUCUGUUGCAGAGCAAAAAGAAAACUCAUGGCCUCACCUAUAAGGGAUGAUUGAACUUUUCUAAUUUGAGCAUUUCCGGCUCCCAAAAAGCUCCAUUAUGAUCUCUUAAUAUCCAUCCAAUCCCAUCAACCAUGCUAUUAGAGCCAGAGCUAUAAUCAAAGUUGCACUUUACCCAAUUACAAGGGGAAGGUUACCAUUUCGAUGAUUUAGCACCGUACCCUCUUCUUUGCUGUCCAGUUUGAUAACAUUCCUAUACCAUUCAAUGUUCGAAUUCAUUGCUCUUUUAACGUCUUCACUAGGAUGAACAUUUCUUUUAUUGAAAAUGAAUUCAUUCCUUGACUUCCAAAUCAACCACAAAAUCCAGUAUACUAAUAAUUUAUUUAGCUCCAAAUCCGGUAAAGACUCCAUUAUGCUAAAGAGAAGUUGAAUAUUAUCUUCUAAGUUAUUUGUAAAUAGGUAGACUGAGGUAAUACCUGAACAUCUCCAUAUCUCCAUAUAGAUUUAUCAUUAACUUAUACACUAAAAAUUUCCUAAACUAGAUAAAUACAAAUAUAUGUAUUUCUUAAUUAUAUAUAUAUAUUAUUUACUUUAGGUCCUUCUAUAGUGAAAUAUGCAAAAUGGUCUUCUUCUACUUUUUGAAAGAAUCACGAGAAUGUUGUUCUUUUUUUGUGUGUUCAUAUUGCUUCGCUCAAAGUAUUUGACAAUUUAGAAAUUCAAUUCAAUUCAACGGUUUGAUUUGUAAACAUGUCUCGUGAUCUUUUGGUAUUGAUUACAGGGAAGAAAGAGAAAUAUCUCAUCCGUACAUGCCUAUAUAUAUAACGUCAUUAGCCGCACGUACUCAUCAAACAAGAAGAGCUCAACAGAUUCCAAGAAAGUUCUAACAAAUUGUACCACAUUUUACAAUCACUGUCUUCUAAUUAAAUAUGGUUUCCAUGGAGGCUUUAGCGAUGGCAGGAACCGAUUAUCAAGAAUGGGGACUUAGUGUUGAGGAAUGGGAGCUUCAAGAAUCAGUAGUUCCGCCCCAUUUGCUUGCAGAUGAUUCUGAAAAGGACGAAGAAGAAGAUUAUCAAAAUGAGGAUGAUAGAGUUUUCGAUGGUGUAGAGGUUAAACAAUCUCUUACUUGUGAUAUUCGAGCUUCGGUUGGGAAAUUGAUUGAAGAAUCGAUGUCACAUAUCAUUGUUCACCUCAAGCUGCUUAAGUUCUUGAGACAUCUUCUUGAGAACUUUUUGUUUAGCCAUGUUCUUGAUUUUAUUUUGUAACUGUUGUUUUUAUUUUAACAAAGAGUGAAAUUAUUGUAAUAUAAGUAUUUAUAUUCAAUUUUUAUAAACUGAAUACAUUCAAAUAAAAGCUUAAUUCUGUUUAUAUGGUUACAUUUUUCUUUCAUAAAUCAUAAAACUACGGGAGAGAAAUAACCAAAUCAAAAUUAUCCAACAGAAAUAUCAAAACUAUUUAUAUGGUAAAGAAGAUAUUUACAUAAAAAUAUUGAACCAGACCUAAACUGAAGCAAAACUUUGUGCAACUGAACUGAAUAUACAAAUUAAGUAAAGUGAAGUUCGCCAAAAAUGAUUACUUUAUAUGUAUAUAUAAAAUAUAACUUUGCACAACUGAGCUGAAUUAAACAAACAAAGAUUUUAAUUUUGUUUCACAAUAAG